Messenger RNA from Hypoxylon fragiforme, 491 nucleotides. RefSeq lists its product as uncharacterized. Bases 256 to 471 code for a protein of 71 amino acids. The record is from RefSeq and is a predicted model, not a curated record. NCBI's taxonomy places the organism in Eukaryota, Fungi, Ascomycota, Sordariomycetes, Xylariales, Hypoxylaceae. The transcript is spliced from 3 exons.
UCGCCCAUUCCACUGUCAAGAUCAUGUAAUAUAGUAGGAGCGGAGUAGGCGAGACUAAUAAUGCCUUGUUUUCUAUUGGGAGUCAGCCUUAAAGGAUAGUCAUAAGCAAUUGCCUAUUUAACAGAAACCCGAUGGUUUUAAGAGUACCGUCAAGGGGAUCGAUACGAUAUACGAUUCGUACGAGAGGAUUACGAUAGGGAUAGCAGGAUCUGUUGCAAGCAACGUGGAUUUUAUAGAACUUGGCUGUAACUAUGUAUGAAUAUCGGUACCGUAUUCCUCCACUUUAACCCUCUAUUAACCCUCUAUCAACCCUCUACUAUGCCGUAUAAACGGUUGUCGUCAGCAUCCUUGUUUGGCAUUCCCCAGAGUUUCUUAUUUUUAUUUUUAUUUUUAUUUUUAUUUCUACAUACUUCAGUGGCUUCCCCAUUUCAUCUACAUGCAUUGUACAUAUCAACAUACAUAUUUCGGUAGAAUACCUAUGUACUGUACAU